This is a messenger RNA of Odobenus rosmarus divergens (Pacific walrus), 3693 nucleotides long. It is a transcript of the gene PLPPR4, whose product is annotated as lipid phosphate phosphatase-related protein type 4-like. The transcript is spliced from 7 exons. The record is from RefSeq and is a predicted model, not a curated record. Lineage: Eukaryota; Metazoa; Chordata; Mammalia; Carnivora; Odobenidae. Gene Ontology annotation, molecular function: phosphatidate phosphatase activity. Bases 152 to 2443 code for a protein of 763 amino acids. Gene Ontology annotation, biological process: phospholipid metabolic process; phospholipid dephosphorylation; signal transduction.
AUUGCAGCAACAGCUUGUAGGAGGGAGCUGGACGUCUCUCGGUGGAGCAAAACCCGGAGCGGGGGCCAGAGGAGGGGGAGGAAGGGGACCUGCCCGUUUAGGGAGCCGCCGGGUUGCUGCAAAGAGGGGCGGGGAGAGGCGGGGGCGCUGCAUGCAACGCGCUGGCUCCAGCGGCGCCCGCGGGGAAUGUGACAUCAGCGGCGCCGGACGCUUGCGGCUGGAGAAGGUAGCUCGCCUCGGCUGCGCGGUGUACACCUCGCCCGGGGGAGGACGCGGACUAGGGCAGGCGGCCGGGAUGUCGGCGAAGGAGAGGCCAAAGGGCAAAGUGAUCAAGGACAGCGUGACCCUCUUGCCCUGCUUUUAUUUCGUGGAGUUGCCUAUAUUGGCAUCAUCGGUGGUUAGCCUGUAUUUCCUUGAACUCACGGAUGUCUUCAAACCUGUGCACUCUGGAUUUAGCUGCUAUGACCGGAGUCUUAGCAUGCCGUAUAUUGAGCCAACCCAGGAGGCAAUUCCAUUCCUCAUGUUGCUGAGCUUGGCUUUUGCUGGACCUGCAAUUACGAUUAUGGUAGGGGAAGGAAUUCUCUACUGCUGCCUGUCCAAAAGAAGAAAUGGGGUUGGACUGGAGCCCAACAUUAAUGCCGGAGGCUGCAAUUUCAACUCCUUCCUUAGAAGAGCCGUCAGAUUCGUUGGUGUUCAUGUGUUUGGACUGUGCUCCACAGCUCUCAUUACAGAUAUCAUACAGCUCUCCACAGGGUAUCAGGCACCAUACUUUCUGACCGUGUGCAAGCCAAACUACACCUCUCUGAAUGUGUCUUGCAAAGAAAAUUCCUACAUUGUAGAAGAUAUUUGUUCAGGAUCUGACCUUACGGUUAUCAACAGUGGCAGAAAAUCAUUUCCUUCUCAACAUGCGACCCUGGCUGCCUUCGCAGCUGUGUACGUUUCGAUGUACUUCAAUUCCACAUUAACAGAUUCCUCUAAGCUUCUCAAACCUCUCUUGGUCUUCACCUUUAUCAUCUGUGGGAUCAUCUGUGGGCUCACACGGAUAACUCAGUAUAAGAAUCACCCAGUUGAUGUCUACUGUGGCUUUUUAAUAGGAGGAGGAAUUGCUCUGUACUUGGGCCUGUAUGCUGUGGGGAAUUUCCUGCCUAGCGAAGAGAGUAUGUUUCAGCACAGAGAUGCCCUCAGAUCUCUGACAGACCUCAACCAAGACCCUAGCCGAGUUUUAGCCGCUAAAAAUGGCAGCAGCAGCGAUGGAAUUGCUCACACAGAAGGCAUCCUCAACCGAAACCACAGAGAUGCUAGCUCAUUGACAAACCUCAAAAGGGCAAAUGCUGACGUAGAAAUCAUCACUCCACGGAGCCCCAUGGGGAAGGAGAACAUGGUUACCUUUAGCAAUACCCUGCCUAGAGCCAACACCCCAUCUGUUGAAGACCCUGUCAGAAGAAAUGCCUCCAUUCAUGCCUCUAUGGAUUCUGCUCGAUCAAAGCAGCUUCUCACCCAGUGGAAGAAUAAGAAUGAAAGUCGGAAGUUGUCCCUGCAAGUUAUAGAGACUGAGCCUGGACAGUCACCACCCAGAUCCAUAGAAAUGAGGUCAAGUUCAGAGCCCUCCAGGGUGGGGGUGAAUGGAGACCACCAUGCUCCCAGCAAUCAGUACCUCAAGGUCCAGCCUGGCACUGUUCCCGGGUGUAACAAUAGCAUGCCUGGGGGACCCAGAGUGUCCAUUCAGUCACGCCCUGGGUCCUCACAGUUAGUGCACAUCCCCGAGGAGACCCAGGAAAACAUAAGCACCUCCCCCAAAAGCAGCUCUGCUCGAGCCAAGUGGUUGAAAGCUGCCGAGAAGACUGUGGCCUGUAAUAGAAGCAACAGUCAGCCCCGAAUCAUGCAAGUAAUCGCUAUGUCCAAGCAGCAGGGCGUCCUCCAAAGCAGCCCCAAGAACACCGAAGGCAGCACAGUCUCCUGCACUGGCUCCAUCCGCUACAAAACCUUGACAGACCAUGAACCCAGUGGGAUCGUAAGGGUUGAGGCUCACCCAGAGAACAACAGGCCCAUCAUACAGAUCCCGUCCACCGAGGGUGAAGGUAGUGGCUCCUGGAAAUGGAAAGCCCCUGAAAAAGGCAGCCUUCGCCAAACUUACGAGCUCAAUGAUCUCAACAGGGACUCAGAAAGCUGUGAGUCUCUGAAAGACAGUUUUGGCUCUGGAGACCGCAAGAGAAGCAACAUAGAUAACAAUGAGCAUCACCACCAUGGAAUCACCACCAUCCGGGUCACCCCAGUAGAGGGCAGCGAAAUUGGUUCAGAGACGCUGUCCAUUUCUUCCUCCCGCGACUCCACCCUGCGGAGAAAGGGCAACAUCAUCUUAAUCCCUGAAAGAAGUAACAGCCCUGAGAACACUAGAAAUAUCUUCUACAAGGGAACCUCCCCAACACGGGCUUACAAAGACUGAGUGAUGGAAUUCAGUCACUUGAGCGGCCCCCAAAAGACCGCAUGUUGAUUCUAUCUGUGCUCUGUUCCAGCGGAUUGAGAAGCCUUCUCAUCAAACUGGGUCAUCUACCAUCAGCCCGGAGCUCAAUGACUCUUGAGAACUACUACACUCAAGCUUGUAGAUUUCACACCAAGGGGAGGGAAAAGCACAAUGAAAGAACCUAAUUAAUGUGACAAUGUGAAGAAUCUUAAGACCUAUCUUCAAACUCAAAAGGUUUGCAGAAGGCAGUAUCAGAAGAAAGUGGUUUCCUUCUGUGUAUACUAUUUUACUUCCUGAAUGUGCCAACUUUAGGGAUUUUCUUUAUAAUUAGCUGUGGGAAUCCAGAACCCAUCUUUCCCUACAGCAGAGGCCAUGCAGUAUUAUAUAUUCAUUUUGCAGAAUCUGCACCUAAAGCUCAGUAAGGGUGGUGCUGAUUAUUAUAGUACAUAUACCAUGUAAACUCUCAAAUUCUAUUUAGCUGUGAAAUAGUGGUGUGCAAUUCCUUGUCAAAGAAAUGCUACUGUAUUAAGAAGAUGCUGGCUGCUUUGUGUUAGAAUAGGACACCCCACAGCUUCUCUGUAGUGGCUCUGUCACAGUCAAAAAAAAAUGAAAAGGUUUUGUGCAUUUCUUCAAAAUUAUGUUUUCUUCGACAACGAAAAUUGUGUAGGAAUAUUUUCAGUGAGAGGGAAUAACUAGUACUUUUCUACAUAGGUUUUUUUGGGUUUUUUUUUUUUGCUGCUUACUUUUUAUCUAAGUAUAGGUACUAUUACUGAUUCUGUUUUUUAGUGAGUAAAUUUGCAUCAUUUUAAAAAUACAUCAUUUUAGAGUCUUUUGAAAUUGUUGUGAUCAUAUUUUGCAUUUUAUGGCUCCUCCUUUAUUUAUUAAUAAAAAAUUUUUUUGAUGUUAUGGAUAUGUUUUUCUAUUUUUAAAGCAAGAAUAACAGUUGACAUUCCUUGAGCAAAAUAUAUCUCUGUGAAUUUAUAAACAACCAAUCUGAACCAACACUUGACAUUGUGGGUUACAUUGCCAGCAAUAUUGGUUGAGUCUACCCUUGGAUGACUCCAACCAGCUGGCUUUGGUUGCUAUCUUAACAAGUAAUCCAAAAAUUCAUUUUGUUCCAGAUUAUUAAUUUUUGAUAUACUAACAACCAGAAAAUUAGAGCAACAGGGGUUGGGUUUUACCUUCUACCCUCAGAUAUUUUUGUUAAUUGGACAUCAACAGGAAGAAUCUGA